AUGAAACGCAACCUUAUUGAACCGAUGAAAAUGAAGAAGGUGCUGUCCUACGAAUUUGUGGACUGCGAUGCCGGUCGCAAGUGUCUCUCCGGACUGGAGACCACCCGUAAGGAGGCUCGCCGCUACAACCUGGAUGCUUCCAUUCAUCUUGUAAUCACGACCGACGUCGGCACCCUCCACGUGAAAACCCUGGCCGGGUUUAUCUUUGACGGCCGCAGCGGCCCUGAAAUCGUGGACCGUUUCGUUCCGAACCUCGGAACCAUUGACGAAAGGGUGGCCUGGCUGAUGCACGACGCCCUCGGAUACGGCCAGUCGCUAGCAUUCAAGCCGACAAACAGGAUCCUACGCUAUUUCCUGCGAGACGUCUGCAAGUACGGCCCCGCAAAGUCCUACCUUGUGGAACUUGCGGUCGGCGCCUCCAGGAGCUGGUACGGCCCUCCGAAGCGGACGGAGUGGUGCUACGCGAAUACAUUCGUGUACACGAUCAAUGGCGAGACGCCAGGCAAGAAGAACGAGAACCGCUUCAACCUCAAGGGAGUGUCCUUCAAGAGCGACCGGUUCCGGGAAUGGCACCGCAACGCCCUAAGGACGCUACGAUUUUCGCAACGUCCGGCCUCUCCGCUUCAAUGCGCCCGCAUACGCAUCGAGUUCUUCCACUCGGACCUGCGCCGCCGCGACGGCGAUAAUUCCCUGGCGAGCAUCCAGGACCUUCUGCAGGACGCGAACAUCAUCGUUGACGACAACUGGACGCGAAUCGGGACGCCGGAGGUUUUGCACGAUGUCUUUAUCCAUCCUUACUGCAGGAUAACGGUGGAGGAGACGGAGCCGGUCGAUUGGGAAGGCAAGGUCAAGGCCAUGCGCCGGGAAUUCAACAAAAGGAACAAGGAGAAUCUGAAGAAUGGUAGCCGUUAA
Molecule: messenger RNA, 912 nt
Organism: Cylicocyclus nassatus
Lineage: Eukaryota; Metazoa; Nematoda; Chromadorea; Rhabditida; Strongylidae
Source: the annotation of a GenBank genome assembly